GAUCGAUUCAAACAUCGGGAGAAAGGCUACUGAAUAUAUGUAUAUUAUAUAAAUAUAUCUGAGAAUCUGAUGUUUUUGGAUGGUGUAACGUAGCCAGUUACAUGGUGCUUGUGAUGAUGCGGCAGGCUGCGUCCACGUCACACUCGUGCGUCUCGUAAAGUUUCCAAGCGGCUCGAGACGGAUCUGUAGAUCCACAUCAGCUCACUCUGCUUCUCCGAGAACUGCGGGAUAGUUACAGUAAGAUCACAACUCUUCUGAAAGAGCAAUGCAGCACCUAAAGCACUGCCAAGGUCUUGCUCAGGUCUUCUUUAUCAGGAGUCAAAGUUCCAGACUUUCAAAGAGCAUUAUCCCGUCACUGUCCGUGUGGGAUGGUCAUCUGUCUUGUUGCUGGAGGAGCACUGGUGGACAUGGAAGACAGAAAUACUUUAAUGACAGGCUGCCGAAGUUUAGAUUCGCUCUGGCAGGGCUGCUGGCAGGUACUGGAGCUGUUUUAGCCUAUAAGCUCCACCAAGACAAGGUUCAGUGGGCUGCUACUUCAGCACAGUUACGGGUAACGCAGACUUCAGAUCUUCCCGUUUACACCCUAGAAGAAGUCACAAAGCAUUGUUCCCUUGACAGUGGUGUGUGGGUCACCUAUAAAGGAGCAGUCUACGAUAUCACUGAAUUUGUGGCCAUUCACCCUGGUGGCGACAAAAUACUUCUGGCUGCAGGUGGAGCUCUGGAACCGUACUGGGCAUUAUAUGCCAUUCAUCAGCAAGACCAUGUUCUAGAAAUCCUCUCAGAGUAUAAAAUUGGUGUUCUUGAUACAGAGAGUUACAAGAAACAAGAGAGUGCCAACCCUUUAGACCCUUACUCUGCUGAGCCAACACGUCACCCUGCUCUUCAGAUCAACAGUCUGAAACCUUUCAAUGCCGAACCACCCGCAUCUAUACUUUCGGAUAAUUACAUCACCCCUUCAGUCAUAUUUUUUAAGCGUAAUCAUCUUCCAGUGCCCAGGGUGGAUCCUGAAGCUUACAGGUUGGAGAUCGAGGGUCUCCCUGGUGGAGUAGUAUCACUUAGUCUAAGUGAGCUAAAGUCUCGUUUUCCAAAACACACCAUUACAGCGACGCUUCAGUGCGCCGGGAACCGUCGUUCUGAGAUGAACGAAGUCAAGCAAGUCAAAGGACUCAAUUGGGGCAUCGCCGCAAUAAGCAACGCUACAUGGUCAGGUGCACGUCUGCGGGAUGUAUUGUUGUCCUAUGGCUUUGGACCAGAGGUUGCAGCGAAAGCCAAACAUGUCCAGUUUGAAGGGUUAGACAGGGAUGUGACUGGUACAGCAUAUGGUGCAUCUAUUCCACUGAACAACGCUGUGAGCGAAGAAGGUGAUGUUCUCCUCGCGUAUGAAAUGAACGGCGAGGACCUCCCACCUGACCACGGCUACCCUGUCCGUGUAGUUGUACCUGGAGUUGUUGGAGCCCGCAAUGUCAAAUGGUUGGGGAAAAUUGUUGUAAGUGACGAAGAAAGCAAGAGCCACUGGCAGCAGAAUGAUUACAAAGGCUUUUCUCCAGGUACUGACUGGGACACUGUGGAUUUUAAAUCAGCACCAGCUAUCCAGGAGCUCCCCAUACAGUCAGCCAUCACUCACCCAGCAGAGGGAACCUCAGUAGACCGCAGUGAUAGGGAGGUGACUGUAAAAGGCUAUGCGUGGAGUGGGGGAGGAAGAGAGGUUGUGAGAGUGGACGUCUCGGUAGAUGGAGGGAAAACGUGGCAUGUAGCCAAACUUCGCACUAGUGAUCAAGAACAGCACCCUGCUCCUCCUCCUCCACCUGGAAGAGCCUGGGCUUGGAAGCUGUGGGAGAUAGAUGUCCCAAUUCCUCAUAGGGCUCAGGAGCUGGAGAUUGUGUGCAAAGCAGUGGACAGUAGUUACAACACGCAGCCAGACACUGUCGCUCCAAUCUGGAACUUACGAGGAGUGCUAAGUAACGCGUGGCAUCGAGUAAAGGUAAAAGUGAGUAAGGGUUUCAAAGACCAAAAAUGAACUUUGUACGUGAACGUAAAAUGCAUAUAAACAAAAUUGUUGGAAUUCUCUUUGGUGCAGGUUGGGUUGUAGCUUGCAACUGUUUUGAGCUUUUGGGUUUUUGAAAGUGCUUGAAAUUAUUUUGAUUUUACUCUCAUAACUGGCUUCAUGGAUUAUUCCUGGUGUUCAAGACCAGGACACUUGGUCGAAACUGACUGUACCAAACAAGUUUAUCAUUUGUCAUUCAUUCCCAGGAGAAAAAAAAAGUGCACUUCAAUAAUGUACUUAAAUUGCUUCAGUAAUGUACCUAAACUUCACGCACUAAUUUUGUACUUAAUAUACUACAAAAUUAUUCUCUAUUACUUAAGAUAAUCUUAAGAAGAUCUAAGCGUACUCAAAUGUGAUAUUUUGGGACACCAUGAAUAUGAUUUAAGAAUAAUUUUUCGUAUAUUAAGUACAAAAUUAGUGCGUUAAAAUAGAGGACUAAGUACAUUAUGGAAGUGCUUUUUUUUUUUCGACUGGGUUGCUAUCAUGAAAUCUUAUGACAUGUAAACCACUUGGUUCAUAAUUGUAUACUGAACAUCAACAUGCUCAAUGAUGAAGGCUUGCAUUUCCACUAACAACUGAUUGUUACAUAAACUGCCUACUAAUAAUGUCUGUUUAAGAAUUGUAUUCUUAUAUUUUAUAUAUAUAUAUAUAUAUAUAUAUAUA
Sinocyclocheilus anshuiensis is the source of this 2707-nucleotide messenger RNA. RefSeq names its product sulfite oxidase (gene suox). The transcript is spliced from 4 exons. Gene Ontology annotation, biological process: sulfur compound metabolic process. Gene Ontology annotation, molecular function: sulfite oxidase activity; molybdopterin cofactor binding; heme binding. Gene Ontology annotation, cellular component: mitochondrion. NCBI's taxonomy places the organism in Eukaryota, Metazoa, Chordata, Actinopteri, Cypriniformes, Cyprinidae. The record is from RefSeq and is a predicted model, not a curated record. Bases 266 to 2017 code for a protein of 583 amino acids.